Messenger RNA from Auanema sp. JU1783, 1845 nucleotides. The record is from the annotation of a GenBank genome assembly. NCBI's taxonomy places the organism in Eukaryota, Metazoa, Nematoda, Chromadorea, Rhabditida, Rhabditidae.
CCAAGCUACCCACAACCAAACACCUAUGUCCCACAAGUUCCAAGCUACGGAGGAGCUGGAGCUGGAGAUGUUAUCAAGAACAAUCUCUUCAACAUGCAAAACUUAGGACAAACUAACAACCAAGGGCAAUCCAGCGCUCAAAUUGGAGGAGCACAAACCAAUGUUGGACAAAACCAAAAUGCCAUCAACAUCGGACAAACUAACAACAACGGUGGUCAAGGUUCUGGAUAUGGAGCCCCACAAUACGACUCUAAAUACGCUCCAAGCUACCCACAACAACCCAGCUAUGCUCAAUACCUUCCACAAAACAUCUUCGCCGGUAACAAGGUUGACUACACUGGACUUGCUCAGAACAACCAACAAGGACAAUCUAAUACUCAGGUAGGAGGAGAACAAACUAACUUUGGAUCCAACGCCAAUGCUAUCAACAUUGGGCAGACCAAUCAGAACGGAGGAGGAAAGGGAUCAGGAUAUCCAGCUCCACAAUAUGACUCCAAAUACGUUCCAAGCUACCCACAACCAACAUACACCCAACAGCCUAGCUAUGCUCAAUACCUUCCACAGAACAUCUUCGCCGGAAACAAGAUUGACUCCAAGGAAUUAGCUCAGAACAACAACCAAGGUCAAUCUAACACUCAAGUUGGAGGUGCCCAGACUAACUUCGGAUCUAACGAAAACGCCAUCAACAUUGGACAGACCAACAACAACGGAGGAGGAAAAGGAUCAGGUUAUCCAGCUCCACAAUAUGACUCCAAAUACGUUCCAAGCUACCCACAACCAAACACAUAUGUCCCACAAGUUCCAAGCUACGGAGGAUCUGGAGCCGGAGAUGUUGUUAAGAACAACCUCUUCAAUAUCCAGAACUUAGGACAGACAUCUUCUCAAGGUCAGGAGAAUGUUCAAGUAGGAGGAGCUCAAACCAAUGUUGGACAAAACCAAAAUGCCAUCAACAUCGGACAAACCAAUCAAAAUGGAGGAGGAAAAGGAUCAGGAUACCCAGCACCACAAUACGACUCUAAGUAUGCUCCAAGCUACCCACAACAACCAAGUUAUCCAAGCUACGGAAGUGGAGCUGGAUAUAUUCCACAAAAUAUCUUCGCAGGAAACAAGGUUGAUUAUACUGGAUUAGCUCAGGGAAACAACCAAGGACAAUCCAGCGUUCAACAAGGAGGAGCUCAAACCAAUGUUGGACAAAACCAAAAUGCCAUCAACAUCGGACAAACUAACAACAAUGGUGGUCAAGGUUCUGGAUAUGGAGCCCCACAAUACGAUUAUGGAAAAGGCAAAGGAGGAGGAGACACCCAUACCGAAGAUAACAGAGACAAAAAUACAUUCACUCAAGCUGGUCUUGUUGGUCUCAUAAAUGCUCCACUACAAAUAGGUAGCCCCACACUCAGCCUUCUCGAUGAUGCCGGCUACAAGACUUAUCCUGUCUAUCCAGAUCAAAUUGCCCAUAUUCUAGGAAACAGGUUCAACAUGCAAAACUUAGCACAAACUUCUUCCCAGGGACAACAAAACGUUCAAGUAGGAGGAGCUCAAACCAACGUUGGAUCUAACUCAAACAGCAUCAACCUUGGACAAACCAAUAACAACGCUGGACAAGGAAAGGGAUCCGGAUACCCAGCUCCCCAAUAUGACUCCAAAUAUGCUCCAAGCUACCCACAACCAACCUACACCCAACAACCAAGCUAUGCUCAAUACCUUCCACAGAACAUCUUCGCCGGAAACAAGAUUGACUCCAAGGAAUUAGCCCAGAACAACAACCAAGGACAAUCUAACACUCAAGUUGGAGGAGCCCAAACUAACGUUGGAUCUAAUGCUAACACCAUUAACGUCGGACAAACC